This is a messenger RNA of Halteromyces radiatus, 1397 nucleotides long. RefSeq names its product serine/threonine protein phosphatase Ppe1. The record is from RefSeq and is a predicted model, not a curated record. Gene Ontology annotation, cellular component: cytoplasm. The transcript has 8 exons. Lineage: Eukaryota; Fungi; Mucoromycota; Mucoromycetes; Mucorales; Cunninghamellaceae. Gene Ontology annotation, biological process: peptidyl-serine dephosphorylation; G1/S transition of mitotic cell cycle. Gene Ontology annotation, molecular function: protein serine/threonine phosphatase activity. Bases 109 to 1077 code for a protein of 322 amino acids.
UUUUUUUUUCCUUUUUGUUAUAUUCCAUCUUUGUUGUCUUCUUCUAUCCCCCCUUUUUUUUUUGUUCCUUUCCUUUAUUAUUAUUAUUAUUAUAUAUUUUGUGACAUUAUGGGCAACCCUGACGAAUGGCUUGAAACUGUACGUAAAUGCGAAUAUUUACCAGAACAAGAUAUCAAGAAACUUUGUGAAAUGGUCAAAGAAUUACUCAUGGAAGAAUCUAAUAUUCAACCAGUACAAUCUCCUGUUACAGUAUGUGGUGAUAUUCAUGGUCAAUUUUACGAUCUUCUUGAAUUAUUUCGCGUUGGUGGUGAAGUGCAGGACACAAAUUAUAUCUUUAUGGGCGAUUUUGUUGAUCGUGGCUACUUUAGUUUAGAAACCUUUACUUUAUUGAUGGUAUUAAAAGCAAGAUAUCCGGAAAAGAUCACUUUAUUGAGAGGAAACCACGAAAGUCGACAAAUUACUCAAGUCUAUGGUUUUUAUGAUGAAUGUCAGGCAAAAUAUGGGAAUGCAAAUGUCUGGAAAUAUUGCUGUUCUGUAUUUGAUUACUUGACCUUGGCUGCGAUUAUUGAUGGAUCUAUAUUAUGUGUACAUGGCGGUUUAUCACCUGAUAUCAAAGCAUUGGAUCAAAUUCGUACAAUACAUCGAUUACAAGAAAUUCCACAUGAUGGAUCUUUUUGUGAUUUAAUGUGGUCAGAUCCUGAGGAUAUUGAAUCAUGGUCUGUUAGUCCACGAGGUGCUGGUUGGUUAUUUGGUGGAAGAGUCACAAGUGAAUUCAAUCAUAUCAACAAACUUUCUCUUAUUGCAAGAGCACAUCAAUUGGUACAGGAAGGAUACAAAUAUAUGUUUGAGGAUGAUGCUUUAGUGACAGUUUGGUCUGCUCCAAAUUAUUGUUAUCGGUGUGGUAAUGUGGCUUCUAUCAUGGAGGUACAAAAUGGUGAUUCUGUACAGGGUCGUAAUUUCAAGAUCUUUGAUGCUGUACCUGAUCAAGAACGAUUUGCUCCUUAUGCAGCUGGUCGUGGUGGCGUUGGUGGCAUGAAUUCUAAACUUGGUGGAUCUGGUGGCCAAUAUUUUAUCUAACGGUUGUUGUUACUUGUUUAUAGUUUCUCUCUCUCUCCCUUUUGUUUUGAUUCUUCUCUUUUUCUUUUUCACCAUUUUUAUUUAUAGAGGUGAGUUGAUUUAACUAAUCGUCUUAACUUCUUCAUAUACAUUUUUCUUUUUUGUUGUUUCCCUUCCCUCAUUUUAGUGUAGUCUGUGGAUUAGUCUUUUUCUAUAUACAUACUUCUUCUUUUUAUUAUUAUCUUUACUAUUACUUUUAUUUCUUCUUUAUGUAUUGUAUAGUCUCUUUUUUUUUUUUCUUAAAUAUAUUGUCUUUUCCAAAAUAAAACAUCAGAUUGUUG